ACGCCAGCAUUCUGCUGCCCGCGUCCUCAGCCAGCCAUGCUGGAGCAACUGAGCUCGCUGCCCACGCAAAUGGAUUACAAGGGCCAGAAGCUAGCUGAACAGAUGUUUCAGGGAAUUAUUCUCUUUUCAGCAAUAGUUGGAUUUAUCUACGGGUACGUGGCUGAACAGUUCGGGUGGACUGUCUAUAUAGUUAUGGCUGGAUUUGUUUUUUCGUGUUUGCUGACACUUCCUCCAUGGCCCAUUUAUCGCCGGCACCCCCUCAAGUGGUUACCAGUUCAAGACUCAGGCACAGAAGACAAGAAACCAGGGGAAAGGAAAGUUAAAAGGCAUGCUAAAAAUAAUUGAUCGGGGGUUUACAUGAUUCAGCUCUAUUGUUGCACCUGCUUUUGUAUCCUGUGAGAUGAGCUAAAUUUUCACAGCCAAAACACGAGCUAAAAACCACCAAUGCUCCUACGGUACAGCUGUUACAGAUUUUUUUUUCUCUUUAUAUUUCACUUCUUGGUUGGGCUUUGACUUGUAUAUAUUUUAGACCUCUUCAUAGUUUCUCUGAAAUGGAGAACAGAAAAUACAAGUAUGCAAAGUUUCUUUCAGGUCUACAAAAGUAAUAUGUGCUUCAUAAAUGGUAGUACAACUUAAUUAUCAAAGUUUUAUAAUUCAUUAUUAAGCUGUUCGAAUAUUUUCAAUUAAAACUCACAGUGCAAGUCUA
This is a messenger RNA of Myotis brandtii (Brandt's bat), 706 nucleotides long. It is a transcript of the gene SPCS1, whose product is annotated as signal peptidase complex subunit 1. Gene Ontology annotation, biological process: protein targeting to ER. NCBI's taxonomy places the organism in Eukaryota, Metazoa, Chordata, Mammalia, Chiroptera, Vespertilionidae. The transcript is spliced from 4 exons. The record is from RefSeq and is a predicted model, not a curated record. Gene Ontology annotation, cellular component: signal peptidase complex; endoplasmic reticulum membrane. Bases 37 to 345 code for a protein of 102 amino acids.